Molecule: messenger RNA, 2530 nt
Organism: Andrographis paniculata
Lineage: Eukaryota; Viridiplantae; Streptophyta; Magnoliopsida; Lamiales; Acanthaceae
Product: subtilisin-like protease SBT3
Exons: 1
Coding region: 114-2399 (761 amino acids)
Biological process (GO): proteolysis
Molecular function (GO): serine-type endopeptidase activity
Source: RefSeq, a predicted model, not a curated record
AAAAUCAAAACCCAGCCCCUUUCCCCUUUCGACUCCACACAUGUCUGGAGCCUUUUCUGUUUAAAGUAGAAAUUAAUUAGAUCCAAUUGCAGAUCUACGUAGUCUCUGCUGCAAUGUCGAGAAAAUUUAUGAAGAUGAAGAUUCAAUUGGUUCCUCUGAUUCUGUUCUUCCUACAAAUGGAUAAUCUUUUGUGUUCAGAAGAAAGAUCGACUUACAUUAUCCAUAUGGAUAAGUCCUUUAUGCCAAUGGCAUUUUCCAGUCAUCACCAUUGGUACUCUUCGAUGCUCCAAUCUGUCAACUCUCAGACAUCCCCAAAGCUCCUCUACUCCUACGACAAUGCCUUCCAUGGAUUCAGCGCCGUCGUGUCGGAAACCGACCUCGAAACCCUAAAAAACUCGCCGGGAUUCCUUACAGCCUACGCCGACGGCCCUGUCUUCCCCGACACCACUCAUUCUUACAAGUUCCUGUCGCUGAACACCGCCGCCGGAUUAUGGCCGGCGUCGCAGUACGGACAAGACGCGAUCAUCGGCGUCGUGGAUUCCGGUAUAUUGCCGGAGAGCCUGAGCUUCAGAGACGACGGAAUGACGAAUAUUCCGGCACGGUGGCGCGGAAUAUGCCAGGAAGGGGAGCAAUUCAACUCUUCUUUAUGUAAUAAGAAACUGAUCGGAGCUCGGUACUUCAACGGCGGCGUUAAGGCGGCGAAUCCAGGGGUUACCAUUACAAUGAACUCCGCCAGGGACGAAUCCGGCCACGGCACCCACGUGGCGGCCACCGCCGCCGGAAAUUAUGUCGCCGGCGUUUCGUAUUUUGGCUACGCUUCGGGGACCGCCAGAGGAGUCGCGCCGCGGGCUCGGCUGGCCAUGUACAAGGUGCUGUGGAACGAGGGCAGCUACGAGUCAGACGCGCUCGCCGGAAUUGACCAGGCCAUCGCCGACGGCGUCGACGUCCUGUCGAUCUCGCUGAGCUACCGGCGGCGUGAGCUACACGAUAAUCCGUUGGCGAUCGCCGCAUUCGGAGCCCGGGAGAAAGGCAUUCUGGUUUCGAUCUCGGCUGGGAAUCGCGGGCCGGGCUUCGCGACGCUGCUCGAGGGAAUUCCGUGGGCGGUGGUGGUGGCGGCGGGGACGAUCGACCGGUGGCUCGCCGGGACGGUGAGUUUAGGAAAUGGUAGAAUCAUUACCGGAUGGACUCUGUUCCCCGGACGAGCCAUCGUCCGAAAUAUACGUCUCGUCUACAACGAGUCUUUUUCGUCGUGCUCUACGCAAGGCUCGCAAAUAAAUCAAUCGAGUCGAAUUCUCGUAUGCACUCUCUCCGAUAUCGAAUUCGAUAGCGUGAAAACCGUUACGAUGGACCCGUCCGUGCCGUACGUUGACGCGAGGAUUGUCAUUACCCAAGACGUCACCGAGCUGCGAUCGUUCACAUAUCAACGCCCCGGUGUGAUAAUAACCCCGUCGGAAGGGCGAGAAGUGAUCGAAUACAUAAAAAGUAGCGACAAUCCGACGGCAAGUAUAGAUUUUCAGCAAACCGUUAUUGGGGCGGAGCCGAGGGCUGCUCCGGCCGUCGCGGACUUCUCGUCGAGAGGGCCGGCGAGAAGCUACCCGGGCGUGUUGAAGCCCGACAUUAUGGCGCCGGGUGUUUUAAUCUUAGCGGCGGACAAUCCUGACUCGUUGCGAGCGCAAAUCGGCGUCACUUAUCUCGGGAGCGAUUUCACGCUUCGGUCGGGAACAUCGAUGUCUUGUCCGCACAUUUCGGGAAUUGCCGCGCUACUCAAAACCGCGCAUCCCAACUGGAGCCCGGCCGCAAUUCAAUCGGCGAUGAUGACUACCGCAAGCGUACUCGAUAACACCGACGAGCCUAUUAAGGACUCGGGAUUGGACUACCGAGUCGCCAACGCUCUCGACAUGGGAUCGGGCCAAGUUGAUCCAAACCGCGCGCUCGAUCCCGGGCUCGUGUACGAUGCCUCAAUCCAAGACUACGUAAACCUUAUUUGUUCGAUGGACUUAACGUCCGAACAACGACGAACAAUCAUCCGAUCGAGCUAUAAUUGCUCGAACGCAUCCUCGGACAUAAACUAUCCGUCGUUCAUUGCUCUCUACGACAGUCAGGAAAACGGGACUAAAUUGACGAAGGAGUUUCGGAGGACGGUCACGAAUGUGGGCAACGGUCCGACGACGUAUCUGGUCGAAGUCGAAACACCAAGGGAAUCGACGAUCGAGAUUUCUCCAAUGACAUUAACGUUCGCGAAAAAAUACGAGAAGCGAAGCUACACGAUGACUAUCCGUUACCGGAGUUACAGUCCGUCGGAAACGAACUCUGGCGCGAUCACGUGGAUCGACGGCUCCGGAAAGCACAGAGUCAGAAGCCCGAUUGUGGUCACUACGACAGUUAGUAUUUACGAAUGAUCUCUAUGGGGGAUGGGAUCUUUCUAUCCUGAUCAAUCACUUUUCGUUAUGUCUCUAUUUGAAUAGGUAGUUUUUCCGCCAGGUUAAUAUACUUUUUAUUAUAAUUUUAUUAAUAUUUUAACUUAAUUAAA